This is a messenger RNA of Saitoella complicata NRRL Y-17804, 996 nucleotides long. RefSeq names its product S-adenosyl-L-methionine-dependent methyltransferase. The record is from RefSeq and is a predicted model, not a curated record. Lineage: Eukaryota; Fungi; Ascomycota; Saitoellomycetes; Saitoellales; Saitoellaceae. The transcript has 2 exons. The coding region runs from base 1 to 996 and encodes 331 amino acids. Gene Ontology annotation, biological process: transcription initiation at mitochondrial promoter. Gene Ontology annotation, cellular component: mitochondrial DNA-directed RNA polymerase complex; mitochondrial matrix. Gene Ontology annotation, molecular function: mitochondrial transcription factor activity.
AUGGUCAACCAGGACCUUGCAAACAGGCUUGCCGAGGCCUACGAUUGGUCCUACUAUAAGAAUGGCGACAUCCUCGAAAUGAACCCCGGCUUCGGUCUUUUCACCCGUGCUAUUUGGAACGUCGCUAAACCCCGCAGGCACGUCCUCAUGGAGCCGCACAAGAAGUUUAUUCCGAUUAUGGAGGACUUUGACGCGAAAACUGAAGGACGAAUCAAAUACACAAGCCUAGAGGGUUACGACUGGGCGACGUAUGAUAAGUUGAUCGCCGAUGGGACGAUCACGCCGGAAAAUCAGUCAAUGGAGAGAGUCAAUGACUCUCUUCUUCUCUUUGCUUCAAUGCCGAACGGUGCCACGGGAGAAGCGCUCGCAGUGCAGUUUCUCUGUACGUUGCCUCGGCGAAACUGGAUCCAGAAAUAUGGAAGAGUACGAAUGCUCAUUUGGAUGAAGACGAAGAGCGCGGACAGACUUCUGGUCGGUCCCGGAGGACAUACCCGCGCGCGACCCACAAUCAUUGCGCAGGCAUGUGCAGACAUGCGGGUGAUUGCGUCGCCCAAGGAUGCUCAUAUGGGUGCUUUUAAUUAUGACGAGGCGGCUAUGAAGGAUGUGAUCGAGACAACGCCGGAUGAUUGGAGGCAAAGGGGUGAUUACACACUGGUGGAGUUCACGCCCAAAGAAAAGCCUCUGUUCAACAGUGAUUUUGCAGAGUUUGAUUAUGUUCUCAGAAACCUGUUCAUCCUCCGCGCCACCGCUAUGGAAAAGUCGCUUAUGAUGCUGGGAUCAGGCUCAGACAGCCUGAUUAAAUGCAUGCCUUCAGGGCUGGAUUUGAGUAAACCGGUAAACGCGUAUACGGUCGAGGAGUUUGAUCAAGUUACACAGGCUUUCUCAAAGUGGCCAUUCAAGCCAACGGAGUUGUUUGAAAAGGGAUGGACAAACGACAGGGAGAAAGAUCCCAAAGGUGAGAAUGGAGUUGUGAAGAAUAUAGGCAAGAAGAAAUAA